AUGUCCGCAGAUACAACCCCGAUCACACCAGCACGCUUCGCUGUGGCGCUCAAGGACCUCUCUAUCGGCAUGCUACACGUCAAGGUUCUUGAGAUUCGCAACUCGAUCGCACAUCUCCAAUACUCCAACGCCGAACUUAAACCAUUCGCAGAAGGUCUAGCUACAGCAAUGCCCGAGAACGAGAACAAUCCUACAACUGAUGGCACACCAGACCAAGACUGCAUCGAUGCCAUCAAAGAAAAUGAGCAGGUUAUUGACCGCAUGAUGGAGCGCAUAGCCAUCAUCCGUGUAGAGGUCGAAGAGCGCGGUGCCAGCUGGGAAGAAUUCCAGGCAAUUGGCGAUGCUCAAACAGAAGUUGGGGCAGGCGACGACAACACCAACUCUUCAAAUGCAGAUGGGCGGCAUUCAGCUUGGACAGAUGGUACUUUUCAGACUGGAAUUAUAAGAAAUGGCCAAGUACAUAGAGAUCAAGAUGCUGGCAGUAGGCAAGGUGGUGGAACAUUGGAUGAUGAUCAGUUACGCGCUGCUAUGGACGAGCAGCUGCGAACGUUGGGCGAUGAUGACGACGACAAUGGUAUGCAUCUCUAA
Molecule: messenger RNA, 588 nt
Organism: [Torrubiella] hemipterigena
Lineage: Eukaryota; Fungi; Ascomycota; Sordariomycetes; Hypocreales; Clavicipitaceae
Source: the annotation of a GenBank genome assembly